Fonsecaea multimorphosa CBS 102226 is the source of this 1656-nucleotide messenger RNA. RefSeq lists its product as uncharacterized. The coding region runs from base 1 to 1656 and encodes 551 amino acids. Lineage: Eukaryota; Fungi; Ascomycota; Eurotiomycetes; Chaetothyriales; Herpotrichiellaceae. The transcript is spliced from 5 exons. Gene Ontology annotation, biological process: DNA-templated transcription. Gene Ontology annotation, molecular function: DNA binding; zinc ion binding. The record is from RefSeq and is a predicted model, not a curated record.
AUGCUGGAGGAAAGCAGCAUCGUCGAUCUGAGCAAGCAGCUGCUCGACCGCGACUCUGUUAGACCAGUGGUUGAAAGCGUGGAUGCCAUUCCAGGCAGUCAUCCUUGUCGGAUCAACGACUCUACGACUUUCCGUUGGCGCGAUGAGUUGCCCUACGCUGUCCCGUCGCCCGAAGUCCUGAAUAUGCUAUCAGACAGUUAUUUCAGCUCGGUCAACUGGUUCAUGAUGGCAAGUCUAGUUCUGGACGAAUCAAAAUUUCGCGCCCUGUCGACUCUUGCCCUGGCCGGGGAGUACAUGGAGACAUCCGAUCGCAACUUCUGUUUCUUGAUGUCCCUGGUCUGGGGUCUGGGGGCACACUAUCUGUGGACGAAUGAUGCGACAUCCUCCAGCUUACCGAUAAACGCAGCCUUGCGCUCGGAGAUGAUGAGCGUGGUCGAUGUUGCAUAUUCGAGAAUAAUGGCCGAUCCAAGUUUGGAAGCUGUUCAGAUUGCUAUUUUGUUGGGAAGCUUUCAUCUAUUCCAUGGCUUGCCUUAUCUCGGCUUUGCCAUCUUUGGAAGUGGCGUCCGAUGUGCCCAAGCGAUGGGUCUGCAUCGUCAAUCACGCAGCAGCACAUCCGAGACUCGCCUGGUUUGGUGGGCUUUGGAAAUUUGCGACAAGUACGCUGCUGUCGCAUUUGGGCUACCAUGCGGCAUCGAUGAUUCGGAUUGUGAUGUGCCCGAGAUCAACGACAGUGACAUUGUCACCCGCCCAAGGCCAGCAUCUCAUUCCGACCAUUCGCCGUCACCUUUGACGUAUCACAAGCUCAAGGGACGCCUGUACCGAAUCAUGGGCCCGUUCCUGGGUCGGAAAAGGCAGACGAAUCAGCUUCGUGGCCUCCUCGAAGUUCGCCGCGAGCUGACAGAAUGGCACACCAGCGUUCCGGACUGGCUCAAAUGUUCCGGCGAGGAUGGUCCAGGAUUCGAUGAUCGGCCUAUACAGCUGCAGGUGCAGGCCAUUGCUCUCCAAUUGGCCUACGAUAACCUUCAAAUGGUACUGUUUAGACAAGCUGUCUUUCCUAAGAACGUGCGAGAAGAUCAGGGUAUCCGACACUAUCGAGCGGACGGGAUCGGACAACUCUCUCAGUCUGCCACUCGCACCGCGAGCAUCUCGACUUUGGCGGCUUCGAGGCUGAUCUGCCGGUCUUCUCACGCCGCGAUGCACGUUGCCAUCUGCUCGUUCACGGCUGGAGUGAUUCUCUGCCUAAUGAUUGCCUCUCAACCAAAUAACCCCGAGAAGUCAACAUGGCUUGCAUCGCUGAAGAAAAUCAUCAACCUGUUCGAAGACUUUCCGAGCCAGAACUAUCGACUCGCCACUCAAAGUUUGGGGGUGUUGAAGGCAUUGGACUUCCGCGUGGAUCCCCAGACAGCCCGAGAGUCAGCCGAAGACAUCGGGCUCGGCAACCAACCACUGCUUCAGUCGGCCACCCAAAUCGUUAAUCCUUUGGACAAUCGGACGAUAUCAGAAGACGGCAAUAAUGCUGCAAGCAAUCCCCUGGAGCUCAAUUUUGGAGAUUUUGAUUUUGCGUCAAGUGCCGGGGGUCCCCUUGAAGACGUCGGACAAUUGUGGUUAUGGGAGGGCGAUCCUCCGAAUGAGGAGUGGAUGUCGAAUUUCACAUAG